Messenger RNA from Nanorana parkeri, 362 nucleotides. Its product is annotated as cysteine-rich protein 1-like. The record is from RefSeq and is a predicted model, not a curated record. The transcript has 4 exons. Lineage: Eukaryota; Metazoa; Chordata; Amphibia; Anura; Dicroglossidae. Gene Ontology annotation, biological process: intrinsic apoptotic signaling pathway in response to DNA damage; regulation of gene expression. The coding region runs from base 41 to 319 and encodes 92 amino acids. Gene Ontology annotation, molecular function: zinc ion binding.
GAAGCUUCAUCUGUGUAUUAAAUACUGCUCUUGGAAUAAGAUGAUUUCUUAUUGUCCUAUAUGCGGCAAACCUGUUUAUUUUGCUGAAAGAAAACGUUCUUUAGGAAAAGAUUACCAUCCGCUGUGCCUUAAAUGCUAUCAGUGUAAAAGACAACUUACUGCGGGGCAGCAUGCCGAGUAUGAUGACAAACCAUAUUGCAACAACUGCUAUCUUUUGCAUUUCGGACCAAGAGCAUCUCGUGGUCCAGCAUCUCGAAAUUCCUAUGGCAGAGGAGCAUCUUCAUCCUCCUCCUCGAUGACUAAAGAAAGCAAGAGCUAAUAAUGAAGAACUGUGCUAUUAAUCCUUAACAUGUUUUCUCUUU